This is a messenger RNA of Acomys russatus (golden spiny mouse), 2235 nucleotides long. RefSeq names its product LSM12 homolog (gene Lsm12). NCBI's taxonomy places the organism in Eukaryota, Metazoa, Chordata, Mammalia, Rodentia, Muridae. The coding region runs from base 77 to 664 and encodes 195 amino acids. The transcript has 5 exons. Gene Ontology annotation, molecular function: RNA binding. The record is from RefSeq and is a predicted model, not a curated record.
CGCGUCGCGGCGCUUACUGGAGGCCCGGCUUUCGCCCGCUGCUGCCGCCGCCGCCGGCCGCGGCUGCUCUCCCAAGAUGGCGGCUCCUCCGGGCGAGUACUUCAGCGUUGGGAGCCAGGUGUCGUGCCGGACGUGCCAGGAGCAGCGGCUGCAGGGCGAGGUGGUAGCUUUUGACUACCAGUCCAAAAUGCUGGCUCUAAAAUGUCCCUCUUCCAGUGGAAAGCCCAACCACGCAGACAUCUUGCUUAUAAACUUACAGUAUGUUUCAGAAGUGGAAAUAAUUAAUGAUCGAACAGAAACCCCUCCUCCCCUAGCUUCACUCAAUGUUAGUAAGCUUGCCAGCAAAGCACGGACGGAGAAGGAGGAGAAGCUGAGCCAGGCCUAUGCAAUCAGCGCUGGCGUCUCCCUGGAGGGCCAGCAGCUCUUCCAGACCAUUCACAAGACCAUUAAAGACUGUAAAUGGCAAGAAAAGAACAUCGUAGUCAUGGAAGAAGUUGUUAUUACACCCCCAUAUCAAGUGGAAAAUUGUAAAGGCAAAGAGGGGAGUGCACUGAGCCAUGUACGCAAAAUAGUUGAAAAACAUUUUAGAGAUGUGGAAAGCCAAAAGAUACUGCAGCGUUCACAAGCCCAACAGCCACAGAAGGAGGCCGCCCUGUCAUCCUGAGUCCACAAACACGGAGGACUCUUCCAGCAUCCAGCCACAGCCGUGGUGGCGGUGGCUUCAGCGGAGGCAGGCCGGGGGAGGGAAGGGAUCCUAUGUUUCUUGCUGACUCUUAUUAAAGGGUCAGCAUUUCAAAAAACCUAGACUUGAACAAACACCCAACAAAAAAGAACAAGAGAAUAAUUUAAAAGUUGAAUCAUUACUUGACUAACAGACUUCGGCCAACCAUGUCCUUUUCAUACCCCCUUCUGGAGCAGUCAUCUUGUUAGUUUUAUUUUUGCAAAUUCCUUUCCACUUUGCCCUUCACCUGUGACUCUCCUUCCCUCGUCUGUUUCUGCCGUUCUGUUUUAUAAGUGGAUAUACUUGCCUUCUGAAUGAUUGAAAGAAACUUUUACAUCUUUUCUUCCAAAAUAAAAGUAACAAGCUGACUGUGAUUCUAAAGUUGAGGCCAGAGCAGAAGACAGGUCUCACUUUAAAAAAAUUUUUUUUUUCUUUGACUUUUUUUUUUCUUUUUUUGCACAGGGCAUGGCUUGAAUUAGUUUUAUUUUUCUUAACUUUAAAUAUAUAUAUGGAAAUAUAUAUUAAAAUGUUCUCUAAGUAUUUUCUGCUUCUUGCAGGUCUCUUUUUACUAGAUCAUGGCCACUCUUCCCACCUCAUACCUGUGAAAACAAAACUGUGUUGUCCUUUCCUCCCAGAGCCCGACGAUUAACUUGACUUAGCUCACAGCGAGGAUCUCCUGCAGCCCUGCAGAGCCAGUGUGCAGACGGGAUUUGGCCUUGAGGGUCCUGGUGGCUUUCUGGUCUUUAACUGUAUGUACCUGUCUCACAUUUGGUCCCAACCUCAGGACUCCUUCUGCCUUUGUCUUCAUGGUACUAGAUGAACUCUCACCACCCUCUACUCGGGAGUCAGCCGCCCCUCCCCCUGUGCCUCUGCAGGAAGAACUCGCUUGCAUGGCACAUCUCUUCCUCCUCCGGGCUGAUUUUCUCUUCUAAGAUACCUGGACUCCAUCCACCCCAACCUUUCUUAAGUCUAUGUCCAGAGCCUCUAGCCCAGGAAAAAGCUUGAAUAACCUCUAGUUUCUCCUCUACCAUUCUCCUGCUCUUCUGCCCCGUCCUACCCCCUGAAAUCUUACAAGCUGAUGACAGUUUGUAUGUGCUCAGCCAAUGGGCAGAAAACCUGGAAAGAAUUUCUGGACUUUAGCCCACCAGUUUGCCUGGUCUGACUAACCUGCUGAGAGCCGAAACUGGUACUUGUUGCCCCUGCACCUCCAGGGCAGUCUCAUGGGGCAGAGUGCCGCCACCUGAACACCAGGCACUGAGUGGGACGAGGUGAUGCUCAUGUGACUGGCUAGAGCUUUGGGGGUAGGGUGGGGCUAAUUUUUCUUUUUUUCUUUUUGUUUUCUUUUCUUUUUUAUGUUUAUUUUUGGCCAUGAUCUCUUUUCCCUUCCUUUUCUUUUAAUUAAAUAAAUGGAUCAAAAUUAAAUAAUUCAAGCCCUGCCUUCAAAAUGGAAAAAAAAUUUUUUUUAGUAUUGUUUAGCAAAAACAAUAAAACCCAAAUUUUUUUAACCAUCACUC